AUGCUGAUUAGGAGCAAUUUUAUCAAACACAUACACAUACAAUACGAAUUACGCAUCUAUCUAUCUAUCUAUCUAUCUAUCUAUCUAUCUAUCUAUCUAUCUAUCUAUCUCAGUCUAUUCAUUACAUAUAUAUCUGUCUAUUCAUUAUCUAUCUAUCUAUCUCAGUCUAUUCAUUACAUAUAUAUCUGUCUAUUCAUUAUCUAUCUAUCUAUCUCAGUCUAUUCAUUACAUAUAUAUCUGUCUAUUCAUUAUCUAUCUAUCUAUCUAUCUCAGUCUAUUCAUUACAUAUAUAUCAGUCUAUUCAUUACAUAUAUAUCUGUCUAUUCAUUAUCUAUCUAUCUAUCUCAGUCUAUUCAUUACAUAUAUGUCUCUCUAUUCAUGAUCUAUCUAUAUAUGUAUCUAUGCAUCUAUCUAUCUAUCUAUCUAUCUAUCUCAGUCUAUUCAUUACAUAUAUAUCUGUCUAUUCAUUAUCUAUCUAUCUAUCUCAGUCUAUUCAUUACAUAUAUGUCUCUCUAUUCAUUAUCUAUCUAUAUAUGUAUCUAUGCAUCUAUCUAUCUAUCUAUCUAUCUAUCUAUCUCAGUCUAUUCAUUACAUAUAUAUCUGUCUAUUCAUUAUCUAUCUAUCUCAGUCUAUUCAUUACAUAUAUAUCUGUCUAUUCAUUAUCUAUCUAUCUGUCUAUUCAUUACAUAUAUAUCUGUCUAUUCAUUAUCUAUCUAUCUAUCUAUCUGUCUAUUCAUUACAUAUAUGUCCCUCUAUUCAUUAUCUAUCUAUAUAUGUAUCUAUGCAUCUAUCUAUCUAUCUAUCUAUCUAUCUAUCUAUCUAUCUAUCUCAGUCUAUUCAUUACAUAUAUAUCUGUCUAUUCAUUAUCUAUCUAUCUCAGUCUAUUCAUUACAUAUAUAUCUGUCUAUUCAUUAUCUAUCUAUCUAUCUCAGUCUAUUCAUUACAUAUAUAUCUGUCUAUUCAUUAUCUAUCUAUCUAUCUAUCUCAGUCUAUUCAUUACAUAUAUGUCUCUCUAUUCAUGAUCUAUCUAUAUAUGUAUCUAUGCAUCUAUCUAUCUAUCUAUCUAUCUAUCUAUCUAUCUAUCUAUCUAUCUAUCUCAGUCUAUUCAUUACAUAUAUAUCUGUCUAUUCAUUAUCUAUCUAUCUCAGUCUAUUCAUUACAUAUAUAUCUGUCUAUUCAUGA
Acanthosepion pharaonis is the source of this 1182-nucleotide messenger RNA. The record is from the annotation of a GenBank genome assembly. NCBI's taxonomy places the organism in Eukaryota, Metazoa, Mollusca, Cephalopoda, Sepiida, Sepiidae.